Emys orbicularis (European pond turtle) is the source of this 897-nucleotide messenger RNA. Its product is annotated as C-type lectin domain family 17, member A-like. The record is from RefSeq and is a predicted model, not a curated record. Gene Ontology annotation, molecular function: signaling receptor activity. Bases 1 to 897 code for a protein of 298 amino acids. The transcript has 9 exons. NCBI's taxonomy places the organism in Eukaryota, Metazoa, Chordata, Testudines, Emydidae.
AUGGCUUUAGACAGCAUUUACCAGAAGUGUGAAGAGUCCGACCGAGUGCAGCUCAAGGAACAAGAGGCAGAAAUGGUGUCUGGAAGAUCAGGGAGUGCCUGGCUGCAGUUUCCUAGGGGCCCAAAGGGGGCGGCAAAGUCCAUAUUAACCCUUUACGCCCUGCAUGCUGUGUCAUUCGUGCUAUGGGCCGUGCUCCUCGCCGUGGCGAUUGCGAAGUACGCAGAGAUGUCCAAGGAGCUGGAACAGAUGCGGACUGAUCAAUCUGUGCUCAGAGCCAACGGCUCCGAGAUGUCGAAGCAACUGGGGAUGCUUCAUUUCAAUCAAUCCACCAUGCGCAGCACUGGGGAGGAGCUGGCCAAGGAGCUGGAGAGGCUGCAGUCAGACCAGGCCAUGCUGAGAGCAGAAGUGUCCAGGGAUCUGGCCAAAGCGAAACAUGACAGAGAUGACAUCAGGGCCGAGACCUACAAGAUCCUGGAUGCUGCACAGAAAGGGAAUGGCGCUUCCCGGUGCCAGCCUGGCUGGGAGCAGUACCGAGGGAGAUGCUACUUUUUCUCCACGGCUGCCCAGCGCUGGCAGGCGGCCAGAAGCUCCUGUUUGAGCCAGACUGCCGACCUGGUGGUGAUCAACGAUCAAAUGGAGCAGAAUUACUUGGCCAAUAAAGCUGAUUCUGUUCGUCAUUGGCUCGGCUUCACAGACCAAGGGACUGAAGGCGUCUGGCACUGGGUGGACAACACUCCUGCGGCAUUUACGUUUUGGGCCACAGGGGAGCCCAAUAACAUGUACAGUUUUCACGUCAGAGAUGAGGACUGCGCCCACCUGCACGAGGGCGGCCGGUGGAACGACGAACCCUGCCACUUGCACUACAGAUGGAUCUGCGAAAAAGCUGCUUCUGUCUAA